AUGGCUACUCCCCGCCGACCUCCCCCCGCAUACACAGCGCCAAAGGACUCUAAAGUCCACGCCACAUCUCAAAUCUACCGAAGCAUUUCUGAAACCGCAACCGAUGCUUCCAAGCGAGAGCUCGAGAAGUCCUUUACCGUUCGACCCUGCUCGGGCCAGGCUUGGGUAGUACCAGCCGGGCACGUCUGUCGUCUCACGACGCCAAAAGGACCGCAAGUGGGCGACCUCAACAUUUGGAACGCCAGAAACCCCAGGGAGCGUCUAUGGGCGGCUCGCACGCGCCAGAUACAUGCUUCGCACGUCUCUGUGGGUGAUCGUCUUUGGUCGAAUCUUCCGUAUCUGCGGCCACUCGUUACUAUUACCGGAGAUUCGCUCGCAGGUGGGCAGCUACAUGAUGUUCUAGACGUCGAUGGCAAGCAGAAGGAGGGGACUGGAUUCAAGACGACGCGGUGGGGAGGGCGUUGUCACGAUCUUCUAGGUACUCGGUGCGACCCCUACGUGAACUUGCUGAUGGGUGGAGAGUCGUUUGACUUUCACUGCCACUCGAACCUCACUCGUGCUGUUGCGCCUUAUGGAUUGACUGAGCUCGAUGUGCACGAUGUUCUCAAUGUCUUCCAGGUAACAGGGCUAGAUGAGGAGGGAAAGUAUUUCAUGGAGACUUCUCCAGCGAAAGCUGGCGAAUACUUUGAGUUCUUCGCCGAGGUAGAUGUUCUAUGCGCUCUUUCUGCGUGCCCCGGAGGUGAUUUGUCUGAAUGGGGCUGGGAGGAGAAGGAAGAUAGUAUGGGAGCUACUACUCGCCCGCUCGGAGUGGAAGUCUAUAGAAUCACAGACUCCAAGGCCCUGGAAGGAUGGACUGAACCCGAAAGCCCUAAGUACACCGGUUUGCAUGGCAUGAGGAUGCCUCAACGCGAGGAUGACGGGCCAGGCUUCGUGGGACUAUAA
Aspergillus calidoustus is the source of this 942-nucleotide messenger RNA. The record is from the annotation of a GenBank genome assembly. Lineage: Eukaryota; Fungi; Ascomycota; Eurotiomycetes; Eurotiales; Aspergillaceae.